AUGGACGAUCUCAACGACCCGGCUAGACGUCUGAAAGACGCCGACAUGAUCAACACGGCAAAGAAGGCCGAUGAGAUGGCCCAAAAGGAGAUUGCGCAUCCCGCACAGGCUGCUUCGUCUACCAUCGAUGCCGCGGCUCCAUGCUCUGCUCAAGUGCUCGAAAGGCCUAUACUUGCUUGCUUCGAGCACCCUAUCACAGGGGCGAGACUCAUGGGUGUAGUUGGCCCUGAUGGUUUACCUCUCCAUACCAACAACGCCAUUUCGCUGCCUGUCAGAUCAGAACCCUCGAGCUCUGUUGAAGAAGUCAAUCGAAGUCAGGGAGAAGCUCUGGCUACAAUCGGCAACAUCGGAGGGAGACGAGCAAUGGGUUUUACCUGUUCUUCUGCGGCGGCUGCCAAAGCUAUCGCCGACUUCGCUGCACGAAACUUGUCUGUUUUUCAACAGCGCUCUUCGGCUUGUGGUAACUGUGGUAGUGUUCGUCACUUGUUGGCCGAAUGUCUUCUUGCUGGCCGUCACGGCGUAGUGGAGGGCUGCGCAUUCCAUAACAACAAAGACCACAACACCGACCAGUGCCCAGAGUUCAUCAAUGCUGGCCUCUCUUUCAAGGUCCGUCUCUUGGUCACCUCACGGGGUCGCCUUCCACCUCUCGCCACAGGAGACGCAUGGUAUCCUCUGGCCGCAGAAUGGAAUACCCAGAACCCAGAUGAUUUGAUCCAGAUGUACCCUUGGACCACCGAACUCACCAGAUCGCUUUCCUCUGCUUGCCCCGCCCUCCAGGAAGUCUUCGACGAUCAUCGGGACUACGACAAGCUUCCCAUCGAUCCUGCCACGAAGGACUGGUCUGCGGUUCAGUCGUCGUUCGCUACUUCCACCACUAUCUGA
This is a messenger RNA of Fusarium fujikuroi IMI 58289, 882 nucleotides long. RefSeq lists its product as uncharacterized. The coding region runs from base 1 to 882 and encodes 293 amino acids. NCBI's taxonomy places the organism in Eukaryota, Fungi, Ascomycota, Sordariomycetes, Hypocreales, Nectriaceae. The transcript has 3 exons. The record is from RefSeq and is a predicted model, not a curated record.